CGAAUUAGGGCUUAUGCGAGAGUGAGAGAACUCUCCCCUUUUCCUCUCUGCCCCGAUGCGGUGCUUCACCAGCGAUGCUUGUGGCAGCUGCAGCACAGGUAGGUUUUGGGGGUAAGAUUUGCUGGUUUCUUGCUCACGCCGUCGGUGUGGGGCUGCUCAUCCUUCUCUACGAGGAAUUGCAACACCAGAUCUUCUCCUACACUUGGUAUGCGUUGCUAUAUCUCGUCUUGAUCGUUGUUACUGUCAUUCAGUACUACCGGGUUGCUGGUUCGUCACCGGGCUACGUGGAGGAUCUGGAAAACGAUCCAGAGUUCGAAGCGGGAAUUAAAGCUGUAGCCGGCUCCACUCCAUUUUCUCACUGCAGUACCUGUCGCGUUGUCCAGCCUCCCAGAACAAAACACUGCCACGAUUGUAACAAAUGCGUGCUGAGAUUUGAUCAUCACUGCGUCUGGCUGGACACUUGCAUCGGACAGUACAAUCAUCGCAGAUUCUGGUGGUAUGUUUUUCUGGAGACCUUUUUGUGCAUCUGGUCGACAGUCCUCUACUUUCUUGCCUUCCACUUGCAAAAGAGCUCGGCAUGGCCACAGAAUCUGCUGCUGCUGGUGACGUUCGUGGGCCUCCUCUGUUGUUCUAUAUUUCUUACCACCCUGCUCGUUUUCCACAGUUAUCUGGUGCUUACAAACCAAACGACGUAUGAGAAAACACGUCGCACACGAAUUCCAUACCUCCGCAACCUUCCGAAGGAUGCGCACCCCUUCAGCAAAGGAGGUUGUGGAAAUGUAACCGAGUUUUGCUGCGCGUCGCAACCGUAUCGUUUCUACAAUCUUCCUCCCGACCAUGAAGCUGCUGGCCCGUGCCUCGCUGCAAGGAACGCAACCGAGUCGAUAACCAAGUCUACCAAGUGCUGCUCGUGGUGGCGAUGAUACAUUGGAAGCCGCCGCCUUUUUAUUUUUUUUCCUCUCUCGUAUUGCGCGCUGUGUACCAUUUCCUGAGUGUGUAAAUAGCUAGCCUUUCCUAGUAGCGUUUUCCUCUCAUAUAUUAAAAAUGUAACAUGCUGGCUUGUACGAAACGUC
Messenger RNA from Selaginella moellendorffii, 1073 nucleotides. Its product is annotated as protein S-acyltransferase 10. Lineage: Eukaryota; Viridiplantae; Streptophyta; Lycopodiopsida; Selaginellales; Selaginellaceae. The record is from RefSeq and is a predicted model, not a curated record. Gene Ontology annotation, biological process: peptidyl-L-cysteine S-palmitoylation; protein targeting to membrane. Gene Ontology annotation, cellular component: Golgi apparatus; endoplasmic reticulum. Bases 75 to 923 code for a protein of 282 amino acids. The transcript has 10 exons. Gene Ontology annotation, molecular function: protein-cysteine S-palmitoyltransferase activity.